Molecule: messenger RNA, 2885 nt
Organism: Aspergillus ruber CBS 135680
Lineage: Eukaryota; Fungi; Ascomycota; Eurotiomycetes; Eurotiales; Aspergillaceae
Exons: 5
Coding region: 46-2772 (908 amino acids)
Molecular function (GO): DNA binding
Source: RefSeq, a predicted model, not a curated record
ACCGCCAUAUCGACGCGUCAAUCACGACGAGCGUCGCUCUCAGCCAUGAAUCCCAAUCGAGAGGAGCGGCUGCAAAUGCGGCAACGCGGAGCAGCAUCACGAAAGCCGAAAGAAGUCGACUUUGGAUUCUCCUUUGGAUUAGCCCCCUCGAUUCCUGAAGCGCCGCCGCAACAGCCCACGACUGCCCCGGCACCGCAACCACAAACACAACCUGCGGCCCAGGCUCAACUAUCAUCGCCAAAGACAGAUUUACCGGGAUCGCAAGGGCUUCAGCGGACACCGGGAAGCGCGCGAAAUGCACGGCCGCAGAGACCUUCGACGUUUGAUAUCCCGUCGGACGAUGACGAAAUUGAGCUUCCGCGGAGUGCUAAGCGGAGGAAGAUCGAGACGCCUACAAAGAUAGGGCGAUUAGGUGCGAAGAGUCGACUGUCCCGACCCCAACCGGUUGAAUCGCAACGAAACGGUGAUACCGCGGUUGCUGCGACAGAGAAAUCGGAUGGAAUACCCGAUGGUAUACCUGGUCAGGACAAGGAGAAACCAGCAAAUGAAGCUCCUGUUUCUGCUCCGACAGGUGUACCGCAAAUACAACCGGAGAUGAAUCGUGAAGACAAGGCACAGACCGCCAAGGCGGCGCCAUUACAGGGAGCGCCGGAAGUACAGGAACCGCAAGAAAUCCAGAAACCCCAAGAACCGCAGCUGCAGGAGCAAUUGGUCCAGGAGACAGCACCGGAAGUACCUCCACAACCUGUCGAGGCACCAGUCGCGGCAUCGCAAGAGUCACCAGAACCCCCACAAGAACUCCCGCAAGAAGCGCCGCAAGAGCAACCACAACGGACAUCACCACCUCAAGGCACAAAAGAGAAACGAAGAAAGCGGACCUCUCAAGAGCAGCCAGGCAGUGUCGCAGAAGCAGCUGCCGAGGCGAAACCGACACAACCACCGAAGGAACCAGCGAUUCAGGACGAGGUACCACCACAGCGUACAAUAUCUUCCGAUCAUGGUGCAAAAGGCAAACGAAAGCGUCGAGACUCUCCUCAGGGGCAAGGUCCAGCGGACAUCGCACAAGUAUCUACGGAAAAGACAGAAGAACCGACACCACCGGAGUCAAAACCAGAUGUCCAAGAUACAGCCAAGCAACGGACAUCGCCACGCCAGGAGGAAGGAAAGAGAAGACGUCGCGAGUCAGAGGGUCAGGCCGUUACAGAAGGAUCUGCAAAAGAACCGGCUCAGUCAUCGGAACCAGCAGAAGCACAACGGUCAUCACUACAUCAGGCAAACACAAAAAGACGACGUCGAGUGUCUCAAGAGAAACCAUCAGAAGAUACUACGGCAGUCGCCACCAAAGAGGUACAGGAGCCGGAGCCUGAUGCUCAAGAGGCUGCACCAAAGAAACGAAGAGGGCGGCCACCAGCGUCUGCUCGAGAAGCUCAAGAGCAAACCCAGGACGUCGCGGAAGCAGUUACAGAAAAGACUCAACCUACCCAACCAACACAACCCGAACCUGAACCCGAACCUGAUACUCAGGAUGCAGCAAUAAAGCCCCCGAAACGACGAGGUCGACCACCUGCAUCUGCUAGAGAACCUCGAGAGCAGCCAGCGGAAGCAGUCACAGAAGAAAUCCAACCAACCCAGCCAGCAGAACCCGAGCCGGAGACUGAGGAGGCACCUUCGAAACCCCGGGAGAAGCGACGAGAUCGACCAUUCGCUGUUCAGCCUUCUGACAAGGGUAAAGAGCCUGAGAGGGAGGUCUCUGAUGAAGUGGUACCAGAAGGUCGAGGUCGUCAAGGGAUAAAGAGGCCUGAAUCCAAAGCUACGGAAGAGCCUAAUGAAGAGAUCGAGGAGCCUCAACCGGACGAUACAAAAACCCGCCCAACACCAAAGCCCGGAAAACGAGGUCGCCCAGCCAAGAGAACUGUUCAAGUUGAGCAAGAGUCGCAAGAAUCCGAGGAGUCUGAACAGGAGCCGGAACCUGAACAGGAACCCGAACGAGCUGAGCCUUCUAGGACAGAUGACACACAACCCACAGAGCAAACAGAACGCCCUACACGAAAGAAACGCGCCCCCCGCGGCGAAACCGUCCCAGUAACAGUCCACCGCCUCGCCAACAUCACAACCCUCGGCCGUGCCCCCGUCUACGACUCUUCCGAAAGCGAAUCAGACACCUCCACCGACGAACUCACCCAAAGAACCAAACACCCCACCCGUGGCGGCGUCAACCAAGCCGAUGUUCUUAACCAAAUCUGCCGCGAAACACUCGAAAAGACCCUCACAACACUACAAACUGGCAUCACAAACGAAACCAACCCGCAACGCAAAGCAGAAUGGACACGCAAGAAGAAAGCCGUGGAAGCGUUCGGAUCAGAGCUGGAAGGCCGGCUGUUCGAAAUGAGCGAAAUGCUCGAUAGCAACUUCGUCCUGGGCGUGCAGCUGCGUCGCGCUAAGCGCGAGAUGAUGGACAUGCGGAGCCGGUUGUACCACGUGCGGCGGGAGCGCGAGGCUAUCGCCGUACGGACGGAUGGCGUUCGACGGCGGCAUGCGGAGGAGGAGAGUGGGCGGAUGACCCGGACAAAUAUCAACAACAGCUUGCACGGGCUCGAGCUUGCCGUGGAGCGUCAGCGGCCGGAUGAGGACGAAGCUCCGACCAGUGGACUGGAGUACCUGGUGCGAGCGGUGGGAGAGGAGGUCAGCUCGCGCGGUGACGGGGGAGUACUGCAUCGCAUCAAGGCGUUUAACGCGGAGUUGGAGAGGGCAGCGCGAUGGUUAGAGUCGUGAUUGCUAUGCCAUGUACAAGUACAGAGUAUUGGUUUUGAUUUUGCUUGAUACCCAUUUGGAUAAUUUGACAUGCAUCUACGGAGUACAUACUACAUCAAGAGCGUUGGGCGUAC